Messenger RNA from Phycomyces blakesleeanus NRRL 1555(-), 903 nucleotides. RefSeq lists its product as hypothetical. Gene Ontology annotation, biological process: succinate transmembrane transport; malate transmembrane transport; phosphate ion transmembrane transport. The transcript has 3 exons. Gene Ontology annotation, cellular component: mitochondrial membrane. The record is from RefSeq and is a predicted model, not a curated record. Bases 1 to 903 code for a protein of 300 amino acids. NCBI's taxonomy places the organism in Eukaryota, Fungi, Mucoromycota, Mucoromycetes, Mucorales, Phycomycetaceae. Gene Ontology annotation, molecular function: antiporter activity; thiosulfate transmembrane transporter activity; sulfate transmembrane transporter activity.
AUGUCAACACCAAAGCGAUCGUAUCCUUUUUACUAUGGUGGUAUGGCCUCAUGUAUAGCCACUGCUAUCGUUCACCCAUUUGAUCUCGCAAAGGUCCGUCUGCAAAGUGCAAAGGGUGCAAACAAGGCUGGUAUGCUCACCACACUGGCAAAUAUUGCCAGAAACGAAGGCUUCGUUGGUCUGUACAGCGGUAUAUCUGCCAGUCUUCUCCGCCAGGCCACUUACUCGACUGUUCGUUUUGGUGCCUACGAUAAACUCAAAUACCAAUUCACAAGCAACAAUGAGAAAUUAUCUAUCUGGAAGAUGUUAUUGUGCUCAAGUGCAGCAGGUGCAAUGGGUGGUGCAUGUGGUAACCCUGGUGAUAUCAUCAAUGUUCGAAUGCAAAACGAUGGAUCGCUUGCCCCAAACAUGCGUCGGAAUUAUAAGCAUGCUCUGGAUGGUGUGGUCCGAAUGACCAGAGAGGAAGGCCUGGGAUCGCUGUUCCGGGGCAUUGGUCCCAACAUGAACAGAGCCAUCUUGAUGACUUCUUCCCAAUGUGUGUCCUACGAUCUGUUUAAGGACUAUGUGCUCCGUUAUACACCAAUGACCGAUGGCCUGUCAACCCACUUCCUGUCUAGUUUAUUGACCGCUUUGGUUGCAACAACAAUUUGUUCUCCUGUGGACGUUGUAAAGACUCGGGUAAUGGCUGCUCAUUCAGGUGAAACAGGUCUUUCUGCAAUGGGUAUUACUUCCCAGAUGUUGCGAGUGGAGGGACUUAGUUCCUUCUUCAGGGGCUGGACUCCAGCAUUCGUCCGUCUUGGUCCCCAGACUAUCAUUACCUUUGUUGUCAUGGAGCAAUUCAAGAAAUGGUCAGACAUGAUUCAGGACAGAGAAAUUGCUGCCAGUGGUGCUGUUCAAUUAUAA